AUGUUAUCCCCGGAUUGCGAAAUAAGAGAUAAUGACAGUAAACCAGAUUUUCCAGGAGCUAACCCCAUUACCCCAAUUAUACAUCCAGCUCUAUCAGCUGGUCCCCCUGAUCCUAGGAAAUGUUCUCCUGAUCACUCUGAUAUUGGUGCAUCUGUUACAGCUCUGAGAGUAGAUACAGAGUUUUCAUGUGCUAUAGAUACCAAAUGUUUUACACAGAACACAAAGCCUAUUAACCCACAGGCAGGUGAGAGGCCAUUUCUAUGUUCUGAGUGUGGGAAAUGUUUUGCAUACAAAUCAUAUCUUGUUAGACAUCAGAGAAGUCACACAGCUGAGAGGCCAUUUCCAUGUUCUGAGUGUGGGAAAUGUUUUGCAUACAAAUCACAUCUUGUUAAACAUCAGCAAAGUCACACAGGUGAGAAGCCAUUUCCAUGUUCUGAGUGUGGGAAAUGUUUUGCACACAAAUCAGAUCUUGUUAUACAUCAAAGAAGUCACACAGGUGAGAGGCCAUUUUCUUGCUCUGAGUGUGGAAAAUGUUUUAUCCAGAAAUUACAUCUUGUUAUACAUCAAAGAAGUCACACAGGUGAGAAGCCAUUUCCAUGUUCUGAGUGUGGGAAAUGUUUUGCCCACAAAACAGAUCUCGUUAGACAUAACAGACAUCACACAGGUGAGAAGCCAUUUUCUUGCUCGGAGUGUGGGAAAUGUUUCGCACUCAAAGCAGAUCUAGUUUUACAUCAGAGACGUCACACAGGGGAGAAGCCAUUUCCAUGUUCUAAGUGUGGGAAAUGUUUCGCACACAGAUCAGAUCUUAUUAAACAUCAGAGACGUCACACAGGCGAGAAGCCAUUUCCAUGUUCUGAGUGUGGGAAAUGUUUCGCACACAGAUCAGAUCUUAUUAAACAUCAGAGAUGUCACACAGGUGAGAAGCCAUUUCCAUGUUCUGAGUGUGGGAAAUGUUUUGCACGCAAAUCAUAUCUUGUUAUACAUCAGAGACGUCACACAGGUGAGAAGCCAUUUCCAUGUCCUGAGUGUGGGAAAUGUUUUGUACACAAAUCAGAUCUUGUUAUGCAUCAGAGAAGUCACACAGGUGAGAAGCCAUUUCCAUGUUCUGAGUGUGGGAAAUGUUUUGCACACAAAUCAUAUCUUGUUAUACAUCAGAGACGUCACACAGGUGAGAAGCCAUUUCCAUGUCCUGAGUGUGGGAAAUGUUUUGUACAUAAAUCAGAUCUUGUUAUACAUCAACGAAGUCACACAGGUGAGAAGCCAUUUCCAUGUACUGAGUGUGGGAAAUGUUUUGCACACAAAUCAGAUCUUGUUAAACAUCAGAGACGUCACACAGGUGAGAAGCCAUUUUCUUACUCUGAGUGUGGGAAAUGUUGUUUAACCACUUAACUGACCAUUUAUUUAGCAAAAAAACG
Messenger RNA from Pseudophryne corroboree (corroboree frog), 1415 nucleotides. Its product is annotated as zinc finger protein OZF-like. Gene Ontology annotation, molecular function: RNA polymerase II cis-regulatory region sequence-specific DNA binding; DNA-binding transcription factor activity, RNA polymerase II-specific. Gene Ontology annotation, biological process: regulation of transcription by RNA polymerase II. The record is from RefSeq and is a predicted model, not a curated record. The coding region runs from base 1 to 1389 and encodes 462 amino acids. The transcript has a single exon. Lineage: Eukaryota; Metazoa; Chordata; Amphibia; Anura; Myobatrachidae.